CCAAUUAACAAACAGCACCUCAGGUAUAUAUAUAUUAUUUUUUUUCCCCUCACAGAAAGUCCUAAACCUGUGGUGAUUAUAAAGCCUGAUACACAUGUGUUCAGAGGUGAGACAGUGAUUCUCAGGUGUGAAAUAGUGAUAGGAGGAGACACUGAGUGGACAUACAGCUGGUAUAAGAAUAAUACAGAGAACCCAGACCACACAACACAGGAGUUCAACAUCAGCUCAGUUACAGAAUAUUAUGACACUGAUAAAUACACAUGCAGUGGGAAGAGAAAUGACUCCCAGAACUCACAGUUCAGUGAUCCUGUUUCACUCGCUGUAUCAGAAAAACCUAAACCUGAGCUCAGAUCAGACCUAAAAGGAGAUGUACUGACAGGAAACUCAGUGACUCUGUACUGUACACUGAAGCUGCAGUCUGCUGCAUGGAGGUUUAACUGGAUUACACAAACAAACAGUACUGAGAUUGAGACUGAAGCACACUUCUACACGAUCAGAUCAGUUAGUGUCUCUGAUGGAGGUCAGUACAGGUGCAGAGCUGGAAGAGGAAACCCAGUCUACUACACACACUACAGUGAUGCACUCUGGGUAAAUGUUACUGAGAGUCCUAAACCUGUGGUGAAUAUAAAGCCUGAUACACAGGUGUACAGAGGAGAGAGAGUGACUUUCAGGUGUGACAUACAGACAGGAGGAGACACUGAGUGGACAUACAGCUGGUAUAAAGACAGUUCCAUAUUCUACUCAUCCCACAUAACACAGGAGUUUACACUUGAAUGUUACUCCAGUGGUAUAUACACCUGCAGUGGGAGAAGAAACGACUCUCAGCUCUCACAGAUUAGUGAUCCUUUUACACUCUCUGUAUUAGCAAAACCCAACCUCAGUGUGAGGUUAAAUCCUCAGAUCCCCAAUUACACUGGAGACAGAGUUACUCUGAGCUGUAAUCUGCAGGGUACUGGAUGGGAAAUUAUUUGGUACACAGAGUAUCAGCAAUCAAAAUAUCUGACAUCUGGAGAUACACAGAAUAAUACACUCAAUGUGACAUUGUCUAAUGAAGGACAAACAACUUUUUACUGUAAAGCACACAGGGGUAACUAUGUGUCAGAGUUUAGUGAUCCAGCCACGAUUACAUUGAAAGCAAGACCAAAGUCUGUAGUGAAAGUCCAGCCAGCAGAGUGUGUAUUUAUUGGGGAAAGCAUCACCCUCACAUGUGAGAUACAGGCUGGAGGAUCCUGGCAGUACCACUGGUAUAGAGAUAAUAAAGAACUCAGUGAUGCUGCAGGAGAAAAAACAUAUACAAUCACUGAUGUUAAAGAGUCUAAUAAAGUAUAG
Molecule: messenger RNA, 1329 nt
Organism: Clarias gariepinus (North African catfish)
Lineage: Eukaryota; Metazoa; Chordata; Actinopteri; Siluriformes; Clariidae
Product: carcinoembryonic antigen-related cell adhesion molecule 5-like
Exons: 6
Biological process (GO): cell surface receptor signaling pathway
Molecular function (GO): transmembrane signaling receptor activity
Source: RefSeq, a predicted model, not a curated record